AUGCUGCAAUCACGGCUGCUGCUGCGGCAGCCCCCAAAGGGAAAGACUACAUGUCAAUUCCUGACACGAUUCUUUGCCACAACUAUCGAACCGGCGAAGGUCAGCCCUCCGUCAACAGGCUUUGCACCUCCUCCGACCGUUGAUGAUGGAGAUUCUACAUUCAGGAUGCGGACAUAUAAGCCUCGAACUCCCGGUGUGCGACAUUUGAGGCGGCCCAUCAACGACCAUCUGUGGAAGGGGAGACCUUUUCUACCAUUGACGUUUGCAAAGAAGGGUCAUGGGAAAGGAGGAAGAAAUAAUAGCGGUCGAGUCACAAUCCGCCACCGUGGUGGUGGCCACAAGAGAAGGAUACGGACUGUGGAUUUCUCGAGAAUGGCACCUGGGAAGCACACUGUGGAGCGCAUCGAGCAUGACCCGGGACGAACUGCACACAUUGCAUUGCUGAAUGAGGAAGCUACCGGCAGGAAGAGCUAUAUUGUGGCUUGUGAAGGAAUGAGAGCUGGAGAUGUGGUUCAGAGCUACCGAGCUGGUAUCCCUCAGGAGCUCCUGGACAGUAUGGGAGGAGUGGUGGAUCCUGGUGUAUUAGCUGCGAAGACCGCCUGGCGGGGUAAUUGUCUGCCGCUUCACAUGAUUCCCAUUGGGACCAUCAUCUACAAUGUUGGAUCGACGAAAGGGAAGGGGGCCGUCUUCUGCCGAAGUGCAGGUACCUACGCUGUGGUUAUGUCUAAGGACGACGAGACUACGAGUGGCGGCAAAAAAUAUGUGACCGUUCGUCUGCAGAGUGGUGAAGUGCGGAAAGUGAGCAGAGAUGCUUGUGCUACGAUCGGUGUGGCUAGUAACCCUCAUUACCAACAUACUCAACUCGGUAAGGCCGGACGAAAGAGAUGGUUGAACAUUCGACCAACAGUCAGAGGUGUCGCCAUGAAUGCCGCUGACCAUCCACACGGUGGUGGACGUGGAAAGUCGAAGGGUAACGUCAACCCUGUCAGCCCAUGGGGUAUGCCUGCGAAAGGAGGAUACAAGACUCGAAAGGUCAGAAAACCAAACAAGUGGGUUGUGACCGCGCGCGAGAGAAACCAUGGGAAGCGGAGAGUCAAGUAG
Molecule: messenger RNA, 1101 nt
Organism: Drepanopeziza brunnea f. sp. 'multigermtubi' MB_m1
Lineage: Eukaryota; Fungi; Ascomycota; Leotiomycetes; Helotiales; Drepanopezizaceae
Product: mitochondrial 54S ribosomal protein uL2m
Biological process (GO): mitochondrial translation
Cellular component (GO): ribosome; mitochondrial large ribosomal subunit
Molecular function (GO): structural constituent of ribosome; RNA binding; transferase activity
Source: RefSeq, a predicted model, not a curated record